This is a messenger RNA of Protopolystoma xenopodis, 180 nucleotides long. Lineage: Eukaryota; Metazoa; Platyhelminthes; Monogenea; Polystomatidea; Polystomatidae. The record is from the annotation of a GenBank genome assembly.
ACCUCGUUCAUGCAGGAGCAUCACAUCCUCGACAAAGCCGCCUCUGUUCUGACUGCCGGUCGGAUGGCCACUGGUGAAGAUGUGAAUCAUUCUGGCAGCCAAGCCCCACCAAAUAGGCAGCUUAGAUGUGAUGGACAUUUGCCUCCUGGCAGCAUUUUCUUCGCUGACCCACAGGCCUAG